AUGCAGCUAAAUACAAUUAAACCGCGUCGCGUCAUGUUUCUCUCUUUUCGCACCCCGACAACGCGUCGAGUAGUAUUCAACAUGGCCAAGCAGCAGACGUUAAAUUUUUUCGGCACUAAGAGAAAGGCUUCGGAGGAGGUGGAGGAUAAGAAGGUGGCUAAAGUGAAGAUUGAGACGAAGACCACCAAAUCUCCUGAGCCCGAGACAUCCAGCAAGCAGUCGCCAAAGUCGCCUAAGAAGCAAUCACCAAAGUCGUCAAACAAGGAGUUGUCAGCCUCGAAACAAUUCCUCAAGUCUUCUACAUCGACAAGUUCGUUACCGUCUACCAAAACCGUCUGUGCUGAAACAGCCAAGAAACUAGCUGAGGAAGGAUCGGGACAUACCCAUGGCCCGUUGCUGUACCGAACCAUUGUGGACACAUUUGAAAAGAUCGAAGCGACUACUAAACGGCUGGAAAUCACGGCCCAUUGUGCCGCUCUGUUUUUGUCGGUUCUCAAGAGCCAUCCUCAGAUGAUGGCCACUGUGGUCUACCUAUGCAUCAACCGACUUGGUCCCGACUACGAGGGUCUCGAAUUGGGCCUCGGAGAGUCGCUUCUGAUGAAAUCCAUUGCCGAAAGUACCGGACGAACGCCUGCCUACGUCAAGACCGAGUACCAGAAACUCGGUGAUCUGGGCAAGGUGGCCCAGUCGUCCAAGAGCAACCAGCGAGCCAUGUUUAAGCCCGAACCUCUCAAGGCUGCCAACGUUUUUGAUACCUUUCGAGAAAUCGCCCAGACAACAGGUAAAGAUUCUCAGAACGCCAAAAUCAACAUGAUCAAACGAAUGAUGGGGGCCUGUCAGGGAAACGAGGCCAAGUUUAUCAUUCGAAGCCUGGAGGGCAAAUUGCGUAUUGGACUGGCUGAGAAGUCGGUGCUGGUGUCGCUUUCUCAAGCCUUUGUCACCUUUGAAGCUGAGAACAAAGGCAAGAAGGUGAACCCGGAUGAUAUCACUGCAGGAGAAGAAAUGAUUCGAGAUGUGUUCUGCCAGCUGCCCAACUACGCGCUCAUCAUCGACGCCAUUCUGGAAAACGGAAUCAUGCGCCUUUCUGAAACUUGCAAGAUUUCCACUGGUGUUCCUCUCAAGCCUAUGUUGGCCAAACCCACCAAGUCUAUCUCAGAGGUCCUGGAUCGCUUCCAAGACACAGAAUUCACUUGCGAGUACAAAUACGACGGAGAACGAGCUCAGAUCCAUAAAACCGAGUCCGGGGAAAUGUUUGUGUAUUCUCGAAACUCGGAAGAUAUGACUGUCCGUUACCCUGACUUGGUUUCCAUCAUUCCCAAGUUUGCCGGAGAGGCCAAAUCCUUCAUUCUCGAUUGCGAGGCAGUUGCCUGGGAUAGAAAGCAAAACAAAAUCCUGCCGUUCCAGGUUCUGUCAACUCGAAAGCGGAAGAACGUGAACGAGGAAGAAAUUACUGUCAGAGUGUGUAUAUUCGCAUUCGACAUUCUGUACCUCAAUGGCGAGUCUCUUUUGACCCUACCUCUUGCCGAACGACGUCAGAAACUCAAGGAGGCCUUCACUGAGGUGCCGGGCGAGUUUCUGUUUGCCAAGUCGAUGGACACGUCCAAUGUUGAGGAGAUUCAGACAUUCCUGGACCAGUCCAUCAAGGACUCGUGCGAGGGACUGAUGGUGAAGCUUCUGGAGGGUAAGGAGUCUGGAUAUGAGCCGUCCAAGCGGUCGCGAAACUGGCUCAAGGUCAAGAAGGACUACAUUGACGGAAUUGGCGACUCUCUGGACCUUGUUAUUCUCGGAGGAUACUUUGGCAAGGGCAAACGGUCUCAGUGGUAUGGAGCAUUCUUGUUGGGUGUGUAUAAUCAGGACUCGGAGGAGUUCGAGACAGUCUGCAAGACAGCCACGGGCUUCUCGGAAGAAAUGCUGCAGAAGAUGUACGAUAAACUAAAACCCACGGUGAUCGAGACCCCCCACAGUGAUGUUUCGUACGACUCCACGCCUGCUAACUUGCCAGACGUGUGGUUUGAUCCUUCUACUGUGAUUGAGAUUCUGGCGGCCGACUUGUCUCUGUCUCCGGUUUACAAAGCUGGCAUUGACCAGAUGGACCGAGGUAUUUCACUUCGGUUCCCUCGUUUCAUUCGAGUGAGAGACGACAAGGGUAUUCAUGAUGCCACCAGCAGUGACCAGAUUGUCGAAAUGUACCAGAACCAGGCUGCGCUGGUGGGUUAG
Yarrowia lipolytica CLIB122 is the source of this 2217-nucleotide messenger RNA. RefSeq lists its product as uncharacterized. Gene Ontology annotation, cellular component: mitochondrion; nucleus. Gene Ontology annotation, molecular function: DNA ligase (ATP) activity; DNA binding; ATP binding. NCBI's taxonomy places the organism in Eukaryota, Fungi, Ascomycota, Dipodascomycetes, Dipodascales. Gene Ontology annotation, biological process: lagging strand elongation; DNA recombination; Okazaki fragment processing involved in mitotic DNA replication. The record is from RefSeq and is a predicted model, not a curated record.